UGUACUCCCAGAACCCAGGCAUCAGCUUCUAAGUUCAGAGCAGCAAACUCGAUAUGAGCGCCAUUUCGACGAACUUACAACCACCAAACAAAAAAACAAACCACCUCCAUAUGGUGCCAGAACGGGCUGGAAACCAAGAAAUGCAGAUGACUAUGGAGAUGGUGGCUCGUUUCCUGAAAUUCACUUAGCACAGUAUCCCUUGGAGAUGGGACGUAGUAAAGCGAGCAAAAGUGGUGGUGCUCUUCCCUUACAAGUCGAUGCUGAAGGAAAUAUUCGAUACGAUGACAUUGCAAGACAAGGUCAUAAUAAAUCUCGAGUUAUUCAUUCACAAUUUAAAGAUUUAGUACCGGUGAACCAAAGAUCAGACAUAGAGCAAAUAAAUUUUGAAAGGCCGGGCGAGGAGGAGGUCAAAGAGACAACGGAAAAAACGAGGGAAGCAUUAGAGAAAAUUGUACAAGGAAAAAUUAAAGCUUCACAACCAAAAAACGUAAAAAGUGAUAAGCCUUCAGAGCCGACAUAUAUAAGAUACACACCCGGACAACAGGGUGAAGCUUAUAAUUCUGGAGCAAAACAGAGGAUAAUUAGAAUGGUGGAAAUGCCCGUUGAUCCAAUGGAACCUCCAAAAUUUAAGCAUAAAAAGAUACCGCGUGGUCCACCAUCACCACCGGCGCCAGUAUUACAUUCUCCACCUCGAAAAGUUUCUGCAAAAGAACAACAAGAAUGGGUCAUUCCACCAUGUAUUUCAAAUUGGAAGAACGCAAAAGGUUACACGAUUCCACUUGACAAACGUUUGGCGGCCGACGGACGUGGACUGCAAGAGGUCAGAGAGAGGGAAGGUAUAAGACAGGAACGACGAAAGGAACGAGAAAGGGAAUACAGAUUAUCAAGAAUGGGGGCGGAACAAAGGGCAAAAUAUCUAGCACGAGAGCAAAACAGAGAUAUAUCUGAAAAGAUCGCGUUAGGUCUUGCAAAACCUACACUUAGUAAAGAAAGUCUAUAUGAUUCUCGGUUAUUCAAUCAAUCUGAAGGACUAUCUUCGGGAUUUAAAGAUGAUGAUGUCUAUGAUCUUUACGAUAAACCGCUCUUUGCUGGCUCAAGUUCCUCGAGCAUUUAUAAUCCUAAGAAGGCCUAUGAUUCUGAUCAAUUCGGCGGCGGUAAUGAAGAGAGCAUAAACAGAAUGCUAAGUGUCGAUAGAUUCGGAAUUGCGUCCAAAGGUUUUCAGGGAACCGAUAAAAACCAGACGAGGGAAGGGCCUGUGGAAUUUGAGAAAGAGGAAGCUGACCCAUUCGGGUUUAGUCAAUUCCUCGAUGAUGCUAAAAAAGGUAGCAAACGUGGAUUGGACAUGUAA
Messenger RNA from Acaulospora colombiana, 1348 nucleotides. The record is from the annotation of a GenBank genome assembly. NCBI's taxonomy places the organism in Eukaryota, Fungi, Glomeromycota, Glomeromycetes, Diversisporales, Acaulosporaceae.